This is a messenger RNA of Miniopterus natalensis, 11338 nucleotides long. The record is from RefSeq and is a predicted model, not a curated record. NCBI's taxonomy places the organism in Eukaryota, Metazoa, Chordata, Mammalia, Chiroptera, Miniopteridae.
UGAGGCCACAGCAGGGGUUAGAAAAGCAGGCAGUGGCACAGAUUUUUUAGAACUCUCUCCCAGUAACCUCCCUUGGCCCACAUCUUUGGGAAAAAUAUACCCUACCAACUCCCACCAGGAGCUUUAGUAUAAACCCAGAGCCAUGUGAUACCGGGGAGAUGGCUGCCCCCAAACCUGAACAGAGCUGGUGGUGGUGUUGAGUGUGAGCCCAGCACACUAGGUCUCUACCUGAGCCUCCCAGUGCAAAUGACCACAGCCUCUAGCCCAGCCUGGUAAGGCGUGGAGGGGGCUGUUCUCAGAUAAUGACUGAGCCUUAUGGAUUUCUUCCCACCUCAUCCAUGCCAGGACCACUUGUGUAAAUAAGUCGUCUAAAAACUAUUUUUUGUGUGCACUUUCUUGUGUGAAAGAUUUAAGCAUGUACCCCCAUAUAUUAUAUUUAUUUAUAAAUUAUAGCCAUACACUACUGUCCUGAGUAUUAUGGACAUAGAAAUAUAUGCAAAUAUAGAACUUUUAAAGGGAUGAGAGGCAAAGUAAACAUGAUAAAGUUUUGUCAGUGUACUAAUGGUACAAAAUCUAUUGCACCAACAUACACUGUUUUUGAGAUAAAACCAUAUAAUCAAGUUUACAUCUCAUUUAUAAAAUGGUAAAAUAUAUGCCCCAGCAUGUGAAGGUCUGGUUCUGUGUCCUGUUUAUUUCAGUUCCUGCUUCUUGUGGUACCUGGUGUUCACAGGUAAACAUAACACACCUCACGGAGACACAGAGACUGUGCUAUGAGUCCAGUAUAUGUUUUUCAGUCCCACUUACCGAUCAUGCAAGGGCUCUUGAAUUUGGGCUGAUAAAUGUUCAUGGGCUAUCUGUCAGGGAAGCUGGAAAUCUGGUUCCCAAAGCUUUUGGUGUGCAGGUGUAGGUGUUUGUGAAAUGGUGCUCUUGGAGCAUCGUUGUCAACACAAUCACAACAUUUUCAAACAUCCAUUUUCCAUAAAAGCUCUGUUCUUGGCACAGAUUAUUUAUUUUGAAAGGACGUAACUCUCAUGCAUUGUCACCUUUCCCUUGAAGGGACUGAUUUGAGUAUGUUGGCUUGAAAGAAAUAAGCCAGGUGAUACCCUGCUGCCCUUGAAGAAGGUCUCCAGAUUUGGAACUUUUUGUGAAAGAAAAUGUAAAUUUCCUCCUUACAUUCUAAAUCACAAGAUAACCAGUGAACCUCUGUCUCAUAAAAGAUCUUCACAGGUAUUCCUGAGUCACUACAAAGUAUGGUAGUACUUUGGCUAUUUAAGAGUCUGGUUUUUGUUUUUAAUUGACUACAACCGUGAUACCUUGAAGCAUGUAAACUCCAACAUGUCUGAGAGGCUUAAAGUAAACUAGUGGUCAAGGGCCUGCCAUCAUCCCCGUGUCACAGAAUCUCUCCUCUAUCAGGGUGCCCAUGGCUGCUGACACACAGGCCAACAACGGUCCCCCCAGGUAUUAAAUGUUAGUAAAGCCACUUUUUCUCAUUUUUAAAGAAAAAUACUUAUAAGUAAAAUUUCUCACUAUUCCAUUACUUCAGCAGAUCAUCUUGCUCUCCCCACUUGGAGACCAGUAGUGGGGUUCACUGGCAGGGACCAUGCUCUAUAAAUGUGCCUGCUAGUUUCAGCCUAUUUUUGACAGUGUUUAUUGAUAUUUGGACAUUUCAUCUGUAGAAUCCAUUGAAUUAGACAUUUUCACAUAUUUAUUGUGUACCCCAUCCCCAGAAAAAAGAUCAUGUACUAGGUAAAAGAUUAAGCAAAACAAAACACCCUUGAGCAGCAUUACUGCACAUUUAGACACCCUCUCCCUCCAUGCCCCACCCCAGCUCCCUUCUUGACGUAGCAUCCAAGCCCUCAUUGGUUUCCCCUUCUAGCUUAUUCCCUGCUGUUCUGUCCCCACCACUCCGAACUUCUUGCUGUCUCCCCCACACACGCUUUCAUUUCUCUGUGAUCUAGUAAUGCCCUCCCUUUCCAACUAAUAAGAAACUUGAAACCAGUCUCCCAUGCAGCCUCCUCCUGAGAGCCUUCCCAGAGGAAGCUCUCUUACACACACACACACACACACACACACAUACACACACACACACACACACCAAAUUCGGUCUCCAGAAUCUCAUGAUGCUUUUAUUUGGCUUCAGUUUUAGCAAUUACAAUACAUGCAAACAUUCAGACUGUGAACUCCUGGGAUUUUCAUUCCCAAAUCCUUAGUACCUGGUACAAGUGCCCAUCGCACAGUGGGCACUUGGCAAAUGUUUGUUGGAUUAAUAAAUGCUUUUUUGUCUUGUGUAUCCUAAAAGGCCACAGGUUCUAUCAGCAAACGUUAAUUAAGUACCUGUCAUGCCUUCUUCAGUGUAUACACACAGACCUUUAAUACUGCUGACUGUUACUGACUCCCAUGUUGAUAAGGAAGCGCUUUCCUAGCUGAGAUGGAUCCUUACCCACCUUGGUCCUCAGGAAAAGGACCGAGUCCUGGCCAGCACCACCAGCCAGGCCAUUUCUCUCUUCCACACCUGUGGUAAAGAGGGCAGAACCAUGGUUGUCUGUUCUCUGCCUGACAUCAGGAGGUAUGCCUGUGGCUUUAUUGAGAACCCUCCUUCCCACCCAUUCAUCCCUCCAGACCUUUGCAGACUUAGGCUUCCAUGGAAGCAGAUGUACUGAGCCUGGGACAUGACAGGCACAUGUGACAUAACAGCGUAUGUGCCUUGUCCACUUCUGCUUGCUGGUCUUGAGGCUCACUCAGCAGUGACCUCUCUUGAAGCAUUAACACCAUUCUAUUCCAUAUAUGCAGAAAUAAAACUUUUUUGCAUGGGCAUAUAGAAAUUGGGAGACAUAUUUAAGCCCCUAAUGAGAAAAAAAACCCACAAAUUUAUAAAGUGGAAGUGUCUGGACUCCUCAAUAUACACUAAAGAGUGCGGCUGCACAAGGGGCCCCUGAACAACUGUGGGUGCGCAUGAACUGGCACAACCCAUAGCUCUUUAACAAAAGCUACUGGAAAAACCAUUUUUAGAGGAAUUCUAUGUGCCAUCAAGAGACUUCUCAGAAAUUAGCAGCCCACGGUAUGCACUCACUCUGGACCAGUUCAAUUGCUCACCUAACAAGCAAAUAUUGAAAUACUCAACAGCUUGUGUAAUGUUUAAUAUCUUAACAGUAGGCAAACAAGCCUUUUAGUAGGGAAAAAAAAAAGCUUUCCCUUCCCUUCCUGGCUCUGUCCCUGGAGGAUUUAAGUGAGUCUCUGCAGGGAAAGUUUUCAGACAUGCUCUUGUGGGGCGGAGGUGGCGGCUUUGCAAGUGGCCAAGUGUUUGCCUUAGAGUAGAACCUGCCUGGGCUGGUUCUGGAUCAAGGCCAUUUCCACUUCUGGGGACUUUCUGUGCCACCAGGGUCAAGUGUUUUAAGGAACUGUAGCUUCCCUUCCUCGUGUACAUUUGCUUUUGUAACCAGAAAGCUUUCUUGGUUUUGUAAUUCCGGGAAUCUCCUCCUUUAAAUUCUUUUUUACUCAAACAGAACAGAAGCAAGUAUAGCAUUUCAUGAGACUUUGGAUAAAGCCUGGCAUGUGCAAAGCACAAGCUGAGUGCUAUGGGGAGAUGGAAAUACAUAAAAUACUUACUAAAGUGGUGGGGCUCAAGGGGCAUUUUUAAAUUUUUUUUCUACUAUUAUGUUCUAGAGGCAGUAUAUAUGCAAAUUUUAUAAAGAUGUUUACUGCUUUUAGUAUACAUAGCGAUGUAGUGGUAUAGUGGUUACAAACACAGCCAGGGAGGUUCAGAUCCUGGCUCUGUGGCUUUCUUGCUGUGUGAUCCUAGGCCAGGCUUUUCCUCCUGGUUUCUUUGUCUAUAAAGGGAUAAUGAUACAAGAAGCCAGAGCUGGGUUAGGAGGCUGUGUAAACACAGAAGUAUAUACUAUAAAAGCUUCUUAUCUUUUAAUGUAGCAGGAGAGAACAAAGAGCCACCCCUGCAGUCUGGUCUCUGUUUUCCUAAAUCCGUAUUUCUUUGUUAUUGGAUCUGUUUUAAGUAACAUACUUGCGAUCUGUUUUGCUCUUUGAUUUUCUAAGUUGGUGAGGGAUGUUUUAUGUUUAUUUUUCAAAUUAUUCUCUAGCGCCCUCCAUUUGCCCAAAGGUGGCAGAGAGUCAUGCCAGGGAACCCUAGGCCCCUCCUGAUGUCCCAAGAGGCGUCAGUGCUCCUGAUCUCCAAGGUCACCCUGCCAGCCCCACCCCAGAGCCCUCUGUGCAGGGCUGCCUCCUUUCUGCCAGUCCUCCCGUAGCCCCGGAGGAAACCUGCAGCCAGGAGCCUCUCCCAGGACUCAGGUCAGUUUCCAGAUACUGCUGUACAGCCUCGUAGGAAGGUGGAGGGUCUGUCUUUCUGCCCCCCCCACCACCACCCUACUUCCUUCCAGACCUAGAGAGAUAGGGUUAAGCUUGAUGUGUCCUUCCUUGGACAGACCAGAAGACUUCUGUGAACUGUGACCUUUUUUAACAUUCCCCUCUUGAGACAGAGGAAGAAAGAUCUUCCUCUAUCUUGGCCAGGACAGAUGACCCUGGGAUGACUGGCCCCUCUUAGUCUAACCCGCUUGUAGAAACCUUUCAUAAAACACAGGCCUCCAUGGAUAUCAUUAAAUCACUGCUCUACUAUUACCUGUCUACAAUCGAUUUUUAAGACAGUAUUCCACCUUGUUAAUUUUAAAAGAAUUGGCAUAAUUUAUUACUUUGCAGCUUAAUAGCACUUUAUACUAUUUUAGCUUUAAUUUUUUCACAUUUUAACCAUGUGGUUAACUGAAAGCCAUAUUUUAAAUUAAUAAGUAACUUCUUACAGUUGUGUUGUCUACACAUGCACAAAUAUUUAUUGACUACAUUUUAAAGCAUAAUUUUUGAGUAACUAUUAUUAGACAGAUAUGGACACAUCUUUCCUUAAAAGAAAAAAAAGCAUGAGCUUACUUUGAAAAAAGGGCUUUAAUGGAAAUUAUUUUCAACUGACUGGAGCGAAAAGUGAAACUAGCCAUUUUAAAAAAACAAGCUCUCACUCCAUGCACACUGGGUUUCAAAGCAGGUCCUUCGGGUAGUACUGUUAGCUUGUGUUCUCUAAUGAAUGAUUGACUAGCCGUUUGUCUGUCUUCCGUGUGAUUGUAACGUGCUUAAUGGAUGGUGUUGGGUUAAUAUGAGCCUGAUCGUGGAGCCAAUUCAUUGAACUCAGAACUCUUCCCCAGUGAGUCAUGGAGGUUUCUUCCCACUUAAAGGACUGUGAGCUGUGAAGGGUUCCUCUCGCUCAACCUGCAUCCUCGGUGUGUGGACAGUGACCAGGAGCUUCCUGGGGCCUCCCCUCCUCUACCAAUCUUGCUGCCCACCUUAGGUCUGAGCAGCCUAGUCCACACUUCAGCCUCCAUGCCCGCAGCUUCCAGAACGUGACUACCUCCUUCUCUAGCAGUGCUGAGGGUCCCUGCAGGUGAGAGGAUGGCAGCACUCAGGCAGCUGUCACUCCUGCUCUGGAAGAACUACACUUUGCAGAAGCGGAAGGUCCUGGUGACGGCCUUGGAACUCCUCCUACCAUUGCUGUUUUCUGGGAUUCUGAUUUGGCUUCGCUUGAAGAUCCAGUCAGAGAACGUGCCCAAGGCCACCAUAUACCCCAGCCAGUCAAUCCAAGAGCUGCCCCUGUUCUUCAGCUUCCCUCCUCCAGGAGAUACCUGGGAGCUUGCCUACAUCCCGUCCCAGAGCGACGCCGUGAAGACCAUCACAGAGACAGCCAAAAGGGCAUUGGUGAUCAACAUGAGAGUUCGCGGCUUUCCCUCGGAGAAGAACUUCGAGGACUACAUCAAGUAUGACAACCGCUCCUCCAACGUGCUGGCCGCCGUGGUGUUCGAGCACACCUUCAACCACAGCAAGGACCCCCUGCCCCUGGCGGUGAAAUACCACUUACGGUUCAGUUACACGCGAAGAAAUUAUAUGUGGACCCAAACAGGCUCCUUUUUCCUGAAAGAGACAGAGGGAUGGCAUACCACUUCUCUUUUCCCACUUUUCCCAAACCCAGGACCGAGGGAACCUGCAUCCCCCGAUGGUGGAGAACCUGGGUACAUCCGAGAAGGCUUCCUGGCUGUGCAGCACGCCGUGGACAGAGCCAUCAUGCGGUACCACACAAACGCCUCCACGCACCAGCUGUUUGAGAAGCUCACCGUGAUCGCAAAGAGGUUCCCAUACCCGCCUUUCAUUUCGGACCCCUUCCUCGUGGCCAUCCAGUACCAGCUCCCCCUGCUGCUCAUGCUGAGUUUUAUUUACACCUCACUCACCAUCAUCAGGGCUGUUGUGCAGGAAAAGGAGAGGAAACUGAAGGAGUACAUGCGCAUGAUGGGGCUCAGCAGCUGGCUGCACUGGGCUGCGUGGUUCCUGCUCUUCUUCCUCCUCCUCCUCGUCGCCGUCUCCUUCAUGACCCUGCUCUUCUGUGUCAAGGUGAAGCAGGACGUGGCAGUGCUCGCACACAGCGACCCCUCCCUGGUGCUGGUCUUCCUGGUCUGCUUUGCCAUCUCCUCCAUCUCCUUCAGCUUCAUGGUCAGCACCUUCUUCAGCAAAGCCAAUAUGGCAGCAGCGGUCGGGGGCUGCCUAUACUUCUUUACAUACAUCCCCUACUUCUUCGUUGCUCCUCGAUACAACUGGAUGACUCUUAGCCAGAAGCUCUUCUCCUGUCUCCUGUCCAAUGUCGCCAUGGCAAUGGGAGCCCAGCUCAUUGGAAAAUUUGAAGCAAAAGGCACUGGUGUCCAGUGGCGAGACCUCCUGAGUCCUGUCAAUGUGGACGAUGACUUCUCCUUUGGGCAAGUGCUGGGUAUGCUGCUGUUGGACUCUGUCCUCUACAGCCUGGUGACCUGGUACGUGGAGGCCAUCCUCCCAGGGCAGUUUGGUGUGCCCCAGCCCUGGUACUUCUUCAUCAUGCCCUCAUAUUGGUGCGGGCACCCAAGAACAGUUUCGGGGAAGGAGGAAGAAGACCAUGACCCUGAGAAAGCCCUCAAGACAGAGUACUUUGAAGCUGAACCAGAGAACCUGGUAGCUGGGAUCAAGAUCAAGCACAUAUCCAAGGUGUUCAGAGUGGGAAACAAAGGCAAAGCAGCUGUCAGAGACCUGAACCUGAACCUGUAUGAGGGGCAGAUCACUGUCCUACUCGGCCACAAUGGUGCAGGAAAGACCACCACCCUCUCAAUGCUCACAGGUCUUUUCCCCCCGACCAGCGGGCGGGCGUAUAUCAACGGGUAUGAAAUUUCACAAGACAUGGUUCAAAUCCGGAGGAGCCUGGGCCUUUGCCCACAGCACGACGUCCUGUUUGACAACCUGACAGUUGCAGAGCACCUGUAUUUUUAUGCUCAGCUGAAAGGCUCGUCCCGCCAGAAGUGCCCUGAAGAGGUCAAGCAGAUGUUGCACAUCCUGAGCCUGGAGGACAAGCGGGACUCCCGCAGCAGGUUCCUGAGCGGGGGGAUGAAGCGCAAGCUGUCCAUCGGCAUCGCCCUCAUAGCGGGCUCCAAGGUGCUGAUGCUGGAUGAGCCCACCUCAGGCAUGGAUGCCGUCUCCAGAAGGGCCAUCUGGGACCUUCUUCAGCAACAGAAAAGUGACCGCACCAUCCUGCUGACCACCCAUUUCAUGGAUGAGGCCGACCUGCUCGGGGACCGCAUUGCCAUCAUGGCCAAGGGGGAGCUGCAGUGCUGUGGGUCUUCACUGUUUCUCAAACAGAAAUAUGGUGCAGGCUACCACAUGACGCUAGUGAAGGAGCCUCACUGCAACCCAGAGGGCAUCUCCCGGCUGGUCCACCACCACGUCCCCAACGCCUCCCUGGAGAGCAGUGCAGGAGCAGAGCUGUCAUUCAUUCUUCCCAAGGAGAGCACACACAGGUUUGAAAGUCUUUUUGCUAAACUGGAGAAGAAGCAGAAGGAGCUGGGCAUUGCCAGCUUUGGAGCCUCUGUCACCACCAUGGAGGAAGUCUUCUUACGGGUUGGUAAGCUGGUAGACACCAGCAUGGACAUCCAGGCCAUCCAGCUGCCUGCCCUGCAGUACCAGCAUGAGAGGCGGGCAAGCGACUGGGCAGUGGACGGCAACCUGUGCGGGGUGAUGGACCCAACUGAUGGCAUCGGUGCCCUGAUUGAGGAAGAGUGCACUGCCAUCAAACUCAACACAGGGCUCACCCUCUACUGCCAGCAGUUUUGGGCCAUGUUCCUGAAGAAGGCCGCGUACAGCUGGCGGGAAUGGAAGAUGGUAGCGGCCCAGGUCCUGGUCCCUGUGAUGUGCAUUACCCUGGCCCUCCUGUCCAUCAACUACUCCUCCGAGAUCUUUGACGACCCCAUCUUGAAGCUGACCUUGGCCGAUUAUGGCAGAACCGUUGUGCCCUUCUCAGUUCCUGGGACCUCUCAGCUGGACCAGCAGCUGUCUGAGCAUUUGAAGGACAUGCUGCAGGCUGAUGGCCAGGAGCCUCGUGAAGUGUUGGGUGACCUGGAGGAGUUCCUGAUUUUCAGGGCCUCAGUGGAGGGAGGAGGCUUCAAUGAGCGGUGCCUGGUCGCAGCAUCCUUCAGAGAUGUCGGCGAGCAGACAGUCAUCACCGCCCUUUUCAACAACCAGGCAUACCACUCCCCAGCCACUGCGCUAGCCAUUGUGGACAACCUCCUGUUCAAGCUGCUGUGUGGCCCUCGGGCCUCCAUUACAGUCUCCAACUACCCCCAGCCCCGGAGCGCUCUGCAGGCCGCCAAGGACCAGUUCAAUGAGGGCCGGAAGGGAUUUCAUAUCGCCCUCAACUUACUCUUCGCCAUGGCAUUCUUGGCCAGCACGUUUUCCAUCCUGGCAGUCAGUGAGAGGGCUGUCCAGGCCAAGCAUGUCCAGUUUGUGAGUGGAGUCCACGUGGCCACUUUCUGGCUCUCAGCUCUGCUGUGGGACCUCAUCUCCUUCCUCAUCCCCACUCUGCUGCUGCUGGUGGUGUUCAGAGCCUUUGACGUGCAUGCCUUCACACGGGACGGCCAUGUGGCCGACACCCUGCUGCUGCUCAUGCUCUACGGCUGGGCGAUCAUACCCCUCAUGUAUCUGAUGAACUUCUUUUUCUCGGGGGCAGCCACUGCCUACACAAGGCUGACCAUAUUCAACAUCCUGUCAGGCAUCGCCACCUUCCUCAUGGUCACCAUCAUGCGCAUCCCAGCGGUAAAAUUAGAAGAACUUUCUAGAACUCUGGACCGCAUAUUCCUGGUGCUGCCCAAUCACUGUCUGGGGAUGGCGGUCAGCAGCUUCUAUGAGAACUAUGAGACCAGGAGGUACUGUACCUCCUCGGAGAUGGCCGCCCACUACUGCAGGAAAUACAACAUCCAGUACCAGGAGAACUUCUAUGCAUGGAGUGCCCCGGGGGUCGGCAGGUUCGUGACCUCCAUGGCUGCCUCAGGGUUUGCCUACCUCACCCUGCUCUUCCUCAUUGAGACCGACCUGCUGUGGAGGCUGAAAACCUGCAUCUGUGCCUUCCGGAGGAGGCGGGAGCUGAUGGAAGUGUAUACCCGGCCAUCAGCACUUCCUGAGGACCAGGAUGUGGCAGAUGAGAGAAACCGAAUCCUGGCCCCCAGCCUGGACUCCCCACUGGACACACCUCUGGUCAUCAAGGAGCUCUGCAAGGUAUAUGAGCAGCGGACUCCCCUCUUUGCCGUGGACAAGAUCUCCCUUGCCGUCCAGAAAGGGGAGUGCUUUGGGCUGCUGGGUUUCAACGGAGCUGGGAAAACCACCACUUUCAAAAUGCUGACUGGGGAGGAGACCAUCACUUCUGGGGACGCCUUUGUUGGGGGCUACAGCAUCAGUUCAGACAUCGGGAAGGUGCGACAGCGGAUUGGCUACUGCCCCCAGUUUGAUGCCCUGCUGGACCACAUGACAGGUCGGGAGACGCUGGUCAUGUACGCCCGGCUUCGGGGCAUCCCCGAGCGUCACAUCAGUGCCUGUGUGGAGAACACACUUCGGGGCCUGCUCCUGGAACCGCAUGCCAACAAGCUGGUCAGGACUUACAGCGGUGGCAACAAGCGGAAACUGAGCACUGGCAUUGCCCUCCUUGGAGAGCCUGUGGUCAUCUUCCUGGAUGAACCAUCCACUGGCAUGGACCCCGUGGCCCGGCGCCUGCUCUGGGACACUGUGGCGAGAGCACGUGAAUCUGGCAAGGCCAUUGUCAUCACCUCCCAUAGCAUGGAGGAAUGUGAGGCCUUGUGCACCCGGCUGGCCAUCAUGGUGCAGGGUCAGUUUAAGUGCCUGGGCAGCCCACAGCACCUCAAGAGCAAGUUUGGCAGCGGCUACUCCCUGCGGGCCAAGGUCAGGAGCGACGGGCAGCAGGAGGCGCUGCAGGAGUUCAAGGCAUUUGUGGACCUUCCCUUCCCAGGCAGUGUCCUGGAAGAUGAGCACCAAGGGAUGGUCCAUUACCACCUGCCUGGCAAUGACCUCAGUUGGGCAAAGGUCUUUGGUAUCCUGGAGAAGGCCAAGGAGAAGUAUGGAGUGGACGACUACUCUGUGAGCCAGAUCUCACUGGAGCAAGUCUUCCUGAGCUUUGCCCACCUGCAGCCACCCGCCGACGAUGAGGGGCCAUGAGGAGCCUGGUAGAGGUGGGAUGAGGGGGAGCACAGGUGGACAUCCUCUCCCUCCGAGUUCAUCUUAUCCUGCACCUUUAUUUCUAAUCACUGUUUUCUAUGAUGGACAUGAAAAUCAAGGCACAAUAUGGACUGGGUGUAUCGGUGCCUUCACGCCAGGAAUCAGCAUGCGAACAUCCGCAUCUAAGGUGGUUGCCGAACCCCACUCCCAGAAGUCAAGAUCCCAGCCAAGAGCGGGUCCAGCAGUUUGUGUAGGCAAGCUGCAGGGCCUUUGGAGAGAGCUUGUCAGGAAGGGGCCACAGCUGACCCUGGGGGUGAAUUUCCCUAUGAGCUCAGGAGAGCACUCAGUGACAUCUCCAUGUUCACACAUGGCACAGAGCUUCUCUGGGUGUGAAAUGGGAAACCGGCUGGACAGUUGGCAGCAGGGCUCGCCAGGCUGCCCAGAAUGGACAGAAAGGUCGUCUGUCACUAUCCAUGAGGGAGAUGCCAGCUGUGAUUAGGCACUGAGAUCUUGGCAUCCAGUAUAGCCAGGGGCAUCUUGAGAGUCCAUGUUCCUGAGAGUGUCGAUACUACGCUGGGCAGAGCUGACCCUUUGGCACCAUCCCACCAGCAUCUUCCAGAGUCAGCCAAUGCAGGGAGGGAAGGCAAUCCUCCAUUCCAGACCCUGGCCUUCUGAGAAGACACCAGCCAGGAGACCAGCCAGGGACUGAGCAGCCAUCUAUGGAGGGUGCACCGAACACAUGGUGACUCAGUGUCCAGAAAAUAAAGGCUGGAAGGGAACAUGA